Messenger RNA from Raphanus sativus (radish), 649 nucleotides. RefSeq names its product vacuolar-processing enzyme beta-isozyme-like. The record is from RefSeq and is a predicted model, not a curated record. Lineage: Eukaryota; Viridiplantae; Streptophyta; Magnoliopsida; Brassicales; Brassicaceae. Gene Ontology annotation, molecular function: cysteine-type endopeptidase activity. Gene Ontology annotation, biological process: vacuolar protein processing. The transcript has 2 exons. The coding region runs from base 259 to 630 and encodes 123 amino acids.
CAUUUGUGUAAUUAGUUGAAUAUAUUAACAGAGUGCAUCUUUGCCUACCGAAAGCUAAUACUAUUGAUAAAAGUGCAACUGUCUAUAUAUUAAAGUUUAAUUAGUUGGCAAAAAACUUUAGAUUAUAAUUCUACCUUUUUUUUGUUUAUUAUGAGCACCCAUUGGAUUAGCUUUAUAACGAUCAUUUGCUUUUGUAGCUAGCUCUCUUUACUCCUCCAUAGUAUCUCUUUUCUUUUUCUCUCUCUCCAUCUUUCUCCCAUGGCUAAGUUCUACUGUUUCGGACCAGCUCUUCUUCUUCUGUUACUUCUAAUGGUCCGCACAGAGUCACGCGGUCGGUUUGAGCCGAAAAUUCUUAUGCCGACCGAGAAAGCUAAAUCAACUGAGCAAGAAGACACUAUCGGUACUAGAUGGGCGGUUCUUAUCGCCGGUUCUAACGGUUAUGGAAACUAUAGGCACCAGGCCGACGUCUGUCACGCAUAUCAAAUACUGAGAAAGGGAGGUUUGAAAGAAGAGAACAUAGUCGUUAUGAUGUAUGAUGAUAUCGCAAACCAUCCACUUAAUCCUCGUCCCGGUACUCUAAUCAACCAUCCUGAUGGGGAAGAUGUUUACGCAGGAGUCCCCAAGGUAUGAUUAACGUACCUUUAAUCCA